AUGCAAACAGCAGUGUUGUCUCAUCAGACAAAUGCACCAUUUGGAAAUAAUGGAGAGGAUUAUCAUCCAGUGGCAGUGGUAGCAGUGUCGGCAAAUGAUGAGGAUCAUCCAAUGAACAUUGUAGUGGCAAGUCUAAAGGAUCACGUUUCAUCUCUAUCCUCAAUGUUUACAACGACUACUACGACCAUGAUGCCCUCGACUCCUACAACGACUACCACAACUACCAUAACAACAUUGGAAACGACAACAACAACAUCUGUCGAUGAUGAUGCUGAUGGCCAACUAUGCACUGCUCCUCCAACUCUGCCCCCACCUCCGGCACCUCCACUCCCAUAUCAACGUUCAUAUUCUGCACCGACUGCAGGAGCAGCAUUCACACCACAUGUACAUAAUCAUUGCGAAACAACCUUCGCAUCACAAUCGUCUGCUGACAAUGGCCUGCUCGGCCUCGGACAAAACGUGUCAAUGCUGCCAGAGCUGUGCGAACUGUUCUCCUCAUUCCGACAAUUCAAAGUAAACUUGGUGUCGGGUAAGAAAGAGGACGAGUUGUCCAAGUUCCAGAGUCAAGUCAACUCUCUGUUCAACAAGGAUUACAACAUCACCAUCAUCAACAAUAGGAAUGGUGAGUUCUGUGCCACCUACCCACCCGACCUCGUAGUUAUAGAAUCUGAGAAGAACCUAAAGUGCAAAGCAUGUAUAGAAAGGGACAUCAAGAGAGUCAACAAUCCAUCAACUAUUCAGAAGCUGUUGGCACAAUCCAGGUUUGCACGAGUAAGGACACGCUUCCCUUUCCCAGUUAUCUAUUAUCACAACAAGAACCUGUGUCGUUCAUCCACACUAUCAAAGAGGAUUGAGUAUAUGCUACAAACUGGUGUAAACUCAAUCAAGACUCAAUUCAAGAAUAGCAGCUCAAACAUUGGCAACACAAUGUCCAACUCGGUACAGUCGUCCGACGAUAUGGACCAAGGUGGUGAUAUGAACUAUCAACAGGACAUGGAAAUGUUGCGAAACAAUGACAUCAACGCCAUCAAGAACCUAUCAGUCAAAUACAUCUUUGAUCUGAUGGUUGAGAACAAGAAGAAGAAGUUCGGCAUCUACGUCUGCUCAUCGGAGAAGGCGGAUGUCAAUGACAGGUACUCGAAGCACUUUGUCAUCGCCUCCACUCCAUACCCUGGUGUGGAGUUCUUUACCCAGUUCAAUCAGAACCAACACAAUGCCAAGGAUCUCAUGUUUGAUUGGGAUUCCAACGAGCCGUCAGCCGAGCUCAAGAUCGACAAGUCCUCCAUCCCAGUCGUCUGGGAGGAGUACAAAUCAUGGGACCUCUUGUACCUGACUCAGAACUAUCUGAAGCUGCUACUAGAGUACAUAUCGGACGACAGCAAGGACGCUGGUGUGCUGGUCCAUUGCAUCUCAGGAUGGGACCGAACACCUCUAUUUAUAUCACUUUUAAGAUUGUCGUUGUGGGCUGAUGGAGAGAUCCAUCAAUCACUCAACGCAUCUGAGAUACUCUAUCUCACAGUGGCCUAUGAUUGGUUCUUGUUCAGUCAUCAACUAUCUGAUCGAGUUGCCAGGGGCCAGGACAUCUUCUACUUCUGCUUCUACUUCCUGGAGUUUAUCACCUCCUCGGAAUACUCUGUACAUCAUUACUCAUCACCAAAGAGGUCGAGAAACAAUCAGCAUCACUCGGGCAGUGUAUCGACUGCUCAAGACAUCCCCGCACCAUCCAGUGGACAACAUCAUACCUCAUCAACACUUGGCAAGCAAACACUGAAUGUCUACAGCUCAUGGAAGACCUCCAUGAUGCAGCAUCCAGGCUCGUCGCCAACGACAUCAUUAUCCAAGUCAGUGGACGUCUCCCAAUCAGCACCAUCCACUCCCAAGAAGGAAUCGCCUGCCUCCUCACUGUUCAAACUACACUCACUCUUUUCAAACUACACAUCAGCACCAUCAUCACCUCAACACUCACCAUCAUGUAUCCCUCUGAAGCCUACCACCAGCUCGAGCUCACCACUGGAGGUGCCAGGCAAUGGCUGCAACAGGAUCAGGAGCAGACCUUCACCUUCAGAGUACCCCGCUACCAAGGACUGUGAGGAGCUUGGUGGCAGCUGGCAAUUGAUGGGCUCACUGCCCGACUACAUGAAGUCUCUGUCCUCAUUCACCUCCACUCCCAAGUGCCCUUCAUCGGGUAGUGACGUAGAGGACAUGAACCACGACGCCAAGGAUCAGGGCGACGACGAGGUACUGGCGGAGCUGGACCAGAGUUGGGACCCUAACACAGGCUUCAUCGUCGACCAUAAUCCAUUGGGAGUGGCUGCGGCAACAGCGGCAGCGGAAGUGAUGAACCAAGCACCGUCGACGGUCGUCUUGACCGAGCAUGGUACGCCUGGAAACAACAAGCGUAUCAAGCAACAGGAUGGACAUGGAGCGUUUGCCAACUCACGUGUCAGGGACGAUGAUCGCGACCCGAUGUCCGGUCAAGAGGAGGAGCAGUUGCCCCACAAGCAACAGCACACCCAUGUACACAACAACAACAGUGCCAACCUAUCACAAGAGGAGCUCUCAGCCCGUCGUACCCAACGUUUACUCGAAGUCAAGAAGUUAUUCAUGGCCAUCUAUCAACAAUUCUGUUCACAGUGUCCAAACGAUAGCUAUUGGAAGACAGUACUAUCUUACCUUCCCAAAUCACCUUGGUAA
This is a messenger RNA of Acytostelium subglobosum LB1, 2694 nucleotides long. RefSeq lists its product as hypothetical. NCBI's taxonomy places the organism in Eukaryota, Evosea, Eumycetozoa, Acytosteliales, Acytosteliaceae. Bases 1 to 2694 code for a protein of 897 amino acids. The transcript has 5 exons. Gene Ontology annotation, molecular function: phosphatidylinositol-3-phosphate phosphatase activity. The record is from RefSeq and is a predicted model, not a curated record. Gene Ontology annotation, biological process: dephosphorylation.